Molecule: messenger RNA, 378 nt
Organism: Hyaloscypha bicolor E
Lineage: Eukaryota; Fungi; Ascomycota; Leotiomycetes; Helotiales; Hyaloscyphaceae
Exons: 2
Coding region: 1-378 (125 amino acids)
Biological process (GO): mitochondrial respiratory chain complex IV assembly
Cellular component (GO): mitochondrion
Source: RefSeq, a predicted model, not a curated record
AUGCCGAGCUCUUGCCAGGAUAUCCGAGCUGCGCUGGCACAAUGUCUACAAGAAUCAGAUUGCGUGAUGAUCCAACGAAAUAAACCCGGCGACUGCCUCCGCCCUCCACUCAUCGAUACGAUGCCCACGAAGUGCCAGCAAUUGAAGAAGGGAUACGGAGAGUGCAAACGCGGGAUGGUGGAUAUGCGCAAGAGAUUUCGGGGGAACCAGCCCAUUGCUGUGAGCAAAGAGAUUGAAGGCGGCGCACAGGACCCAGGACAUCAACUUUAUGCGGGGAAGCCAGCCUUUUCGAGUACAGCGAAGGAGACGAGUGGAAAUGAGCCAAUUGAGAAGGAUUGGAGGGAGUUGGAGAACGAGAAGUUCAGGAAGGGGCUAUGA